This is a messenger RNA of Rubroshorea leprosula, 994 nucleotides long. NCBI's taxonomy places the organism in Eukaryota, Viridiplantae, Streptophyta, Magnoliopsida, Malvales, Dipterocarpaceae. The record is from the annotation of a GenBank genome assembly.
GACGUAACCCACAUCGGCAGUGCCGACGACAACAUCGAAAUAGUUAACGCGAAACGAAGAUCGAUCUGGAUGAGGGUGUGCAUCAUAAUGCGGUACCGGAACUCGAAGAUCUGCAGAUGACGGAAGGCGCAAAGGAAGAUAACUAGCGGGAGAGGGAACAGAGGACGCUGUACAACGUCAUUCGGCUUAGGCUGGUUCGUGUGGUGCUUCUCGGGAAAAGAUGAGGCGGAGCACCGGAGGGAACUGAGGUUGUGAAAUCUGUGAUUGAGAAGCGAUCGGGAUACCGGUGGUGGCAAUGAGCGUAGUUAAUUUUGAUUCUCUUCAAUCAAAGCCGAAUUUUGAUUUGAUCUUGCUGUGUCCAUCAUGUCCCCUGUUCUAUAGCCUGCACAAAUUGCCUUUCUUGGAUAAACACAAAGGUGGGACAGAUCUGCAGUCUUCUUCUCUGCCUCAUAGCAUCCUCACAGUCAUUUGUUGCUCCGUCUCCAGUUGGAUAUAUUCUUAAACAGAGGAAUUUUUACAGUGAUUUGUUAGGUGGUGUUAGAUUCUCCACUGACUUAAUAUUGGUUUCUAUCUGUUUGUUAGGUGAUGCUAGAGUACAUACGAUAUAAUUGUUAGCAAUAUCGGUUUGGAGCAAUUUCUCUUUUGUUUCCUUCUUGUUAUCUGCUUGACUUUUGAUUCUAUAUAUAUAAACUAUAUACUAUCUCUGGUGAUGGAUGAAUCCUAUCUCUGGAAUAUAUUAUUAUUCAUGUAAAGUUUCUCCAUACCAUCCUGUGUAUGUUAUAAUCACGUGUUUCUUUAUGUAUGAUGCAAAUGAAAAACAUAACUUGUAACUCAGUGCAUGUGGAUUUGGGAAGGGGGCCUAUCAUGUAUGAUUGUAGAAGCAGUCCUUUACUCAUAUCAUACAUGAUGGCAUGUGUAACUAUUAUGGAGAAUGAGUUCAUUGUUGUGUUCUAGAAUAGUUGUCUUCUUUUCCAAAUAAAAGAAGAUGAGAAUU